Brienomyrus brachyistius is the source of this 1681-nucleotide messenger RNA. It is a transcript of the gene gch1, whose product is annotated as GTP cyclohydrolase 1. The record is from RefSeq and is a predicted model, not a curated record. The coding region runs from base 133 to 876 and encodes 247 amino acids. Lineage: Eukaryota; Metazoa; Chordata; Actinopteri; Osteoglossiformes; Mormyridae. Gene Ontology annotation, biological process: tetrahydrobiopterin biosynthetic process; tetrahydrofolate biosynthetic process. Gene Ontology annotation, molecular function: GTP cyclohydrolase I activity; zinc ion binding; GTP binding. The transcript has 6 exons. Gene Ontology annotation, cellular component: cytoplasm.
UACACGUUUCAUUCUGAGGAAGCUCGCGCUUUGAACUGCAGCUCUUCAUAUCAGGCAGCUGGUAAAACAAGGUCACAUAAGAUUAUUUUAUUAUUCUCUAAAACAUAAAAUAACGCAUUGUCUGAAAUUUAAAUGGAGCGGUCUAAUCAGAAUGAAAAGCUAGCCACUAAUACGCAGAACAACUCUGUAAACGGUCAUUUUGAAAGUAUGAAAAAAGUGAGCUGGACUAGUGGUACUCCGGGAGGGACUGUCUCACGGGCAUCCCCACUCAUGGAAAGCUGGAAGGAGGAACGCACGCGAAGUGUUGAAGACAACGAAAUGAGCUUGCCGAGCAUUGCUGCUGCAUAUAGUACUAUCCUCAGCGGUCUUGGCGAGGAUCCCCAAAGGCAAGGACUUCUUAAAACGCCUUGGCGAGCGGCGACAGCAAUGCAGUACUUCACCAAAGGAUAUCAAGAGAAAAUCAUCGACAUACUGAACGAUGCCAUUUUUGAUGAGGAUCACGAUGAGAUGGUGAUUGUAAAGGACAUUGAUAUGUUCUCCAUGUGUGAGCACCACUUGGUCCCAAUAUUUGGCAGGGUCCACAUUGGUUACCUCCCCAACAAGAGGGUGCUGGGGCUCAGUAAACUGGCCAGGAUUGUUGAAAUUUACAGCAGACGUUUGCAAGUUCAGGAAAGAUUAACAAAACAAAUUGCUGUUGCCAUCACUGAAGCCUUGCAGCCUGCCGGUGUUGGGGUUGUUAUAGAAGCCACUCACAUGUGCAUGGUCAUGAGAGGUGUACAGAAGAUGAACAGCAAGACUGUGACUAGCACAAUGCUGGGUGUCUUCCGUGAGGACCCCAAAACAAGAGAUGAAUUUCUCUCCCUUAUUAGAAGCUGAAUAGACCUUCUGCAACAACCUACCGUCCCUAGAUCCUUAUGCACAUUUUAUGUUGAUUUCUACCUAAACCCAGAGAGAUUUCACUUAUGUGGUGAAUUUUAAUACAUAAACAGGCUAUCCAGUUUUCUGUGCAUUUGUGUCAAAACGUGGAAUAAAAUGAUUUCAACCAAGGACUGGUCAUCCGUAAAGUACUAGCUAUAGAAUACAUAUACUUUGUUAUUAUAAUUAAACCAUAAUCAUAUUAAAUUCAUUGUAUUAUUCACUUUAUUACCCAAUAUAUCCAAAGAAAAUAAUUGUAUGCACUUUGAGGUACAGUAAAAGACUGAUAUCAAAAAGUUUCUCCUCUAAAAUCACUGGGAGACAGUUGUCUGUCCUUGAUAUCCUACAGAAGAAAAUGCAAGUUGUAAGUAUUUAUGUAACUUAAAUGACAAUUUCUCAUGUGUGUAUUUUAGAUUUGCCUUCUUGCCAGUUUACUUGAAAUUGCAUUCAUAUAUUGAGAUGUUUUCUAUGUUAGUUUUUUGUUUGUUUUAAAUAUUAUACUAGGACAACCAUUUGUUUUCCAUUUACCAAUUCUAUGGUGGCAUUGUGGCCUCACUUUGUACCCUCAGCUCUGUCUGGGUUGUGCUCUUCCUCUGUUUGUGCGUGUUUGCUCCUGUAGGCCAAAAACACAUCUAGGGAAAGUGCCAUUUCUGAAUUGUCCAAAGUGUGUAAGAAUAGUCAUGUGAUGCACUGGCAUCUCAUCCAGAGUGUCCUGUGUUUCAUGGAAUCAUUGUGACCCUGUACUAAUUAAAGAUGAAUUAUGUAA